Oreochromis aureus is the source of this 4889-nucleotide messenger RNA. RefSeq names its product transforming growth factor, beta 2 (gene tgfb2). The record is from RefSeq and is a predicted model, not a curated record. Gene Ontology annotation, cellular component: extracellular region. The transcript is spliced from 7 exons. Gene Ontology annotation, molecular function: growth factor activity; type II transforming growth factor beta receptor binding; type III transforming growth factor beta receptor binding. Gene Ontology annotation, biological process: SMAD protein signal transduction; regulation of cell population proliferation; transforming growth factor beta receptor signaling pathway. The coding region runs from base 949 to 2190 and encodes 413 amino acids. NCBI's taxonomy places the organism in Eukaryota, Metazoa, Chordata, Actinopteri, Cichliformes, Cichlidae.
CUCCUGUUUACCACAAAUCGUCUGGUAACCUGGAAUUGAAAGCAUAUCCUGCUCCGAAAAGUGAGGACGAUAACUGUGGUUCAAAGCUGGUAGAAGGGGUAGCACGCCGUACGACCAGUCCCUUAAAAUGCUCCAGUAAGCGGCCACUACUAACAACUUAGCAUUUGUAAAUAAGAAACGAUCCUUCCCCCAGCUGGAUGAGCUGAAGGGAGACGCUCUGCAGUCGUACCAAGAACAACCUUCGAGUUUUUUGCUGUUGGUUUAUUGGUCUAUUUCUCUCUUUUUUUUUUAAAGUGCUCUGUUUUUGCAGGAAGACUUUAGCGUUGUGAGAACAAGACUGGAGCUAUUUUUGAUUCGACUUCGAGGCGGCAGCUUAAGUUUGUGGCGCUGCUAAGAGCACGUUCGAGUUUUGAUGCUAGUGUAAACCCAUUUAUCUGUCUGGACCAUCAAAGCGCUGAAGUGUGACAGAGUGACUGUUUGGAUUCCAGGAGAGCGAUGAGAAGAGCGUUCGGAUGCUCAGGCUCGCUGACGAUAGCGCUUCAGUUUUAGGCUCCCUUCGUGUUUUUUUUUUUUUUUUAAUCCGUGUGGGCUAUUGUAGAUCCGUUUGGUUGGCGAAGGUCCUUAUCUGGAAACAUCCAGUACCAGAUUUACUCCUCACCCCCUUCAACGAUCAAACAAGCCGGGAGCAGACCCUCGCUGUCCCACAGUAACGGAUUUCUUUUUGGACUGAGGCAGUUGAAUGGAUUUUCCGGUAUACUGCUAAAAUUGGUUAAAACGAACUGUUCGCGAUUCAAAUAAUUUUUCGGUACCAGCUUACUCUGACUCGUAAAUGUUCCACUUUGAUCGUUGAUAAAGGAAUAUAUCUGUUUGGCGACAUUCAAAGGCAAAGUGCUCUUGAUUUUGUUUCCUGAUUAUUUAUUGUGAUAUUUGAAUACGCUGGUGGAGAAAAUGAACGUGUAUCUUGUGUGCCUUUUCCUUACUUUGGAUUUAGCCACCGUGGCUUUCAGUCUGUCUACGUGCAGUACGCUGGACAUGGAUCAAUUCAAGAAAAAACGCAUCGAAGCCAUCCGAGGGCAGAUUCUGAGUAAGCUGAAACUCGCCGCCCCCCCAAAGGACUUCCCCGAACCCGAGGAGGUGUCCCGGGACAUCGUCUCCAUCUAUAACAGCACCCGGGACUUAUUGCAAGAAAAAGCGAACGAACGGGCGGCAACUUGCGAACGGCAACGGAGCGAGGAGGAGUACUACGCCAAAGAGGUGCACAAGAUCGACAUGCAGCCCGUCCACUCGCCAGAGAAUGUUAUUUAUCCUACACCCUUCAACCCUUACUUCCGGUGGCUGACUUUUGAUGUGUCCUCUAUGGAGAAGAAUGCCUCCAACUUGGUGAAGGCAGAGCUCAGGAUCUUCCGUCUUCAAAACCCUGGGGCCCGAGUGUCUGAGCAACGAAUUGAGCUCUAUCAGAUUUUAGGAUAUAAAGGUCUGACAUCCCCAACACAGCGGUAUAUUGACAGCAAGGUAAUACGAACACAAACAGAGGGGGAGUGGUUAUCCUUUGAUGUUACAGAGGCAGUUAGUGAAUGGCUAAACCACAGAGACCGAAACAGUGGAUUCAAGAUCAGCCUGCACUGCCCGUGCUGCACUUUUGUACCAUCAAAUAACUACAUAAUUCCUAAUAACAGUGAGGAGCUGGAGGCACGAUUUGCAGGUAUCGAUGACAACCUAAUCCAUGGUCGUGACCUGAAGGUUUUUAGGAAGUGGCAGCACAGUGUUCGGGGUCCACAUCUUCUCCUCAUGUUGCUGCCUUCAUACCGCCUGGAGUCCCAGUCCCAACAUAAGAACCAUCGAUCGAAGAGAGCUCUCGAUACUGCCUACUGCUCCAAAAAUGUUCAGGAUAACUGCUGCUUACGAUCGCUCUACAUUGAUUUUAAGAGGGACCUGGGCUGGAGGUGGAUCCAUGAGCCCAAGGGCUAUGAGGCCAACUUUUGUGCAGGGGCCUGUCCAUAUUUGUGGAGUGCGGACACCCAGCAUUCCAAGGUGUUAGGUCUGUAUAACACCAUCAACCCUGAAGCAUCGGCAUCCCCCUGCUGUGUCUCCCAAGACCUGGAGCCUCUCACUAUCCUGUACUACAUCGGCAAGACCCCCAAAAUAGAACAGCUCUCAAAUAUGAAGGUCAAGUCCUGCAAGUGCAGCUAGAAGUCCUUAGAAAAUACAUACUCUUCUUUCAUCCAGAGUGGAGUGAGUUAACGUACCGUCAAAGUGCCGCUGCACUCAUUUACUAGCAAUCCUACAGCAGUCGUUUCACACAGGCAUGGCCAGGAAUGGUGUAUUAGAGAAUAAAAGAAACAAGUCAAUGUGAGUUCAAUGCUUAUUCAACAUACAGGACCAGAGCAGUUAUAAUACCAAAAACCUUAGUUCGAUGCACUGUAUAGACAAAAAUGUUGGGCCUUCAUGUAAAUUCAUGUGUGUUCAGCCCUGUUGCUACAGGUGUUAAUAAUCAUGCACCAAGCCAUGAAGUCUGCCUUUAAAAGAUCUGUAAAAGAAUUGGUCAUUCUAAAGAUCUCGUUGACUGAGUAUGGUACUAUAAUAAGAUGUAAAGAUUCCAACGAGUCAUUUUGUUAAAUAUUAUUUCUCAUAGAUAUGAAGUGAUCAACUGUAAGUAGUUUUAUCGCAAAGUGAAACAGUAACUCAUCCAGGAAGUGAAAGACCUUCUAAAGUUACAAAGGAGUUCUGAAGCAUGUUGUACAUAAAAGUCGCUAACGCUCUGUUAAAUCAAUAACUGCAGAGUUAAUUAAUUAUUAAUACCAGAACUGCAUACCAGAGCUGCCAGAAGCUUCAUGUAUAGGUAACCCAGUACUUUUGUUCAUAUAGGAAGAAUUGUAUUUCUGUAUUGACACAGGUUUGCAAGUAAAAUGAGCUUGUGCGCUGUUCUCCUAAUAAAUGGUCAAAGAAGAAUAAUACUUCUUAAUAAUAUUUCUUAGUAAGGGUAAUUUACAUCAUGAAGGCCUGCUCUCAAAAACUGAUAUAGAUAAAUCCAGCUACACAUCCAGAAAUAAGUGCUUAAAGUUUUUAGAAAAUGUUUAGUGCCAUCUUGUGUCAGUACAGAACAUUACGUCACCUGGUUGGUUUGUUGGUUGCUGUUAAACUUGCACUGAACCAACCAACUCAGGUGAAAAUAAGGACACUAAAACUAACCCUAAGCCUUUUCUACUCUCCCAGAAUACUCAAAGCGCUCUAUACAACACGACAUCACGACAUUCACACAAACACUGUCUUCUCUGCUUUGAAGUGCUUACUAACUACGGUGGAUGCAUCGGAGAACAACUUGGGGUUAAUAUCUUGCCCAAGCAUAUUUGGCAUGCAGACUGGGGGGGGGGGAGCCAGGGAUCAAACCACCGACCUUCCAAUCAGUAGAUGCUCAACCUCCUGAGCUAUAGCCACCCUACAGAGUUUUAUGUCUGUUAACAUAAAGCUCAUUGCUACAGCGAGGGGCAGCACAAAAGUGAACUCUUUAAAUGAAAUUUUAGUUUUAGCCUCCUCAUAUUCCACUGAGUUACUAGUUCUGUUAUUAGUUUGCUAAAAUAAACUGAAGUCUUUUAACAGCAACGAACAAACCAACCAACUUGGUGAUGUAGCAUUCUGUACAGAUCACAAGAUGGCGCUAAACAUGUUUAAAACAUGCACUUGUUUCUUAAAUCCAGCUACAAGGAGUGUUAAAUCCAUAUCAGUUUUUGAGAGCAGGGCUCCAUGGUGUAAAUUAGCCUUUGUCCACUUUAAUCCAUCGGAAAAAUAAAUAAUGAAUAGUUCACAUAGUUUUCUUCCCUCACCAAUAUGCAAUACUGAAAUAUUUUCCUCAAUAACCUCAAUAUCAAGUCUAGUAUUUACAGUUAAUUUUAUUAUUGAGUCUGCUUCAUUGACUUUUUAGGAGUCUUGUUAAAAUCCAGUGGUGUUUUAGAUCAUAACAAACUUUACAUCAGUUAUAUUUUUGGUUCAUUACAUGAGGCUAGAGAUUUGUUUGGGUUGUUUUUUUUUUUUUUAAAUCAUACACUUGCAGAGUUCUGAAUUAAAAAACAAAAAAGUGCUGUCAGCUCCAAUAUCUUUUUGAAAUAUUGUGGCGCUAAAGCAGCACACAUUCAAAAAGUCCAGGCCGGUAUAGUAUUCAGUACCAAGUUAUGUGAGAAUACAGCAAACACUGGAAAUGUAAGUGAUAUGUGUAUAUAUGUGAAAUAAGUCCUUGAAAAAACAGAUCUACUCAGACCUACCUAACACUUUGCUUUCAACCACUUAGCCCUUCAGCAGAUAUCAAAGGCGCAAUACCACAUUCUUAUACAUCAUUAUUUAUUUGAUUCCUUGAGAAGUAUUCUUCAGUUUUGCAUUUUCUGAUUCUGUACAGUAAGACAUUGCAGUAAGAUGUCCUGCAACCUUGCAGUGUUGACAUAUAUUAUCUACUCCAUUUUGUAGUUUUAAUAGACACACACAACUUUUAUUAAGCCAUCAUAAGAGGGAAUAAGAUGUUGCAUUAGAAUUGUAAAGGCUAUUUUGAUUUAUUAUGGCAAUAGUAUUAAUUUUAUAGCUUCUCAUUUAUAUUAUAAAACAUUUCUUCAAGAGGUAAGAAAAACAGUGUUGUAUGUAAUAACUUUUAAUUGCUAAAUUGGCAUACUAUGUUAACAGUUUUAAGCAGUAAUGGAGCAAAUGGCCCUUUUAAAUAGCCCAGUGUAACAGAUCCCAUAACACGUUUAAGUAAAAAGCUUAGAUUCUGAAUCAUUGUAACCCCGAGUCUGCUGUCUGUGUUGUUUAAAAAAGAAAAUACAUGUUUAUUUAUGAUGUUUAUUUUCUGAAACAGAAAAUUCUGUAAAUGUGUAAUAGCAAUCAAUAAAAAGUGUUUUCAUCAUUAA